This is a messenger RNA of Stylophora pistillata, 2155 nucleotides long. RefSeq lists its product as uncharacterized. The record is from RefSeq and is a predicted model, not a curated record. Gene Ontology annotation, cellular component: membrane. Gene Ontology annotation, biological process: sensory perception of taste. Lineage: Eukaryota; Metazoa; Cnidaria; Anthozoa; Scleractinia; Pocilloporidae.
UAUCUUGAAUCGAUUCUUGUCUGUCUUAGAAAUCAUGUCAUCGGGAAGAGUGAAGCUUGCUGCAUGCGUAAGAAUAGUGAAUUGAGCGUUCAUCAAAAUUUGCAUAAGGCUUGGACUAUAACUUAUCUCAUGUUGUUCUCUUUGAUGACGCAUCAUGUCUCAGCACGCAAUAGGUGACCAUGCAUGAUAUCUGACGUGACUAGUAGCUGCUAGUAUUGUGCCAAAGUGUGCGUGUAACUUUUCAUAACAGAUUUGAGUUUCGAAGCUUCACACAAUGAACGGAGUCGAUUUUUCAGACGUGUCAAUCGAAAACGGCUUUAAAGAGCCGAAUUCGCCCAGAAUUAAUCUUGAAGACAUGAAUAAGAGAUCAAAUGGAAGGAAAUACGAAGCAAACCAGUCAACCAAAGAAGAGUUAAAUGCUAUUACGAAGAUAUGUAUGAUUGCCAAGCUACAAUGUAUAUUCUUUCCGAUGAAGUUGUUCGGUUUGUACUAUCAAGAUGUGAGGGGUACUUGUUCAGGAGAAUUUGUCACAUACGGAGGGAAAUCGGCAUUUUUGAUGCGUUCGUAUCAGUGUGUGGUGAUCGCGAUUCUGUGGAUGAACUUCGGCAAGACGCUAGCUUCGUUCUGGGUCGGUAAUGAUCUAGGAGCAUUAAGACUACCAGCAUUACUGUGGUUUUUACAAACAGCUCUCCAAGCAUCGAUCUGUUUCUUUACCAUGAACUUGAGAUCUAAGAAGUCCGUCUUAAAAAGUUUGCUGUUGUAUUGGAAUUCUCAGCCAAACUUUCACGAACUUGUCAUCGAGUCAUACAUGAUGAAAUGUGUGAAACGAACGUUGAUGAUCGCUUAUUUCUUAAUUGCGAUGAAUACAGUGCUGUAUGGUCUAAUUCUCUUUUCCUCGGAAUCCCUUCUACCAGUGGCACAAGCUUUGGUAUCACCCCUUCCUGUUACAAGCACAGCGGUCAAGAUAUUUUUAUUCAUUGUGUCCCUUUACAGUUCAGCUGCCUGGUUAAUGCCUUUCGCCAUUUUCUCCGCCGUCUGCCUAACUUUGAUCCAUCAGUGCCGCCGUCUGAGAAAGACCCUACGUUUGACUGCCUCGGCCAGUGAAGUGAGAAGGGUAAAGAUCUUGAGGGGGCAGCAUUCCUCGUUGUGUGGCUCUGUCAGAAAAGUCGAUAACCUGUUCAAGUUCUUGACCCUGGUAGUGUAUGUCACGAAUAUCCCGUUACUCUGCUUCCUCUUUUACAACCUGAUUUUCGUCAAGACUGACAAUGUCUUAACCAAAGUGACGCUGUCGUUUUGGUUUAUAAUCGUUGCUUGCAUCAUGAUAGGAGUUUCCUUCCUGGGUGCACAGUUGAACAGCUGGAUUCAUUCUUUUACAGAAGUUGUGCAGAAAGUUCAAAUAUCAAAUGUCGAUCUGGAUACACAUACAGAGUUGAUGUUGUUCCUGGCGAAGUUAGGUGGAGAUCCCGUGGCAAUCACAGCAGGAGGACUGGUACCGAUUACAAAAGCGCUGAUUGUUACGGUAACUGGCGUUGUCAUUACAUAUUUCGCCCUUCUGUAUGAGCUUAGAUGAAGCGUCUUCGUGUGUCCCCUGCCUGUAGAACAGACGUCUUUUCUCGCGUAUUGAGGAGAGUGGAAGCGAGCGAGAAGCAGUUAGUCUUUCGUGAGAUCAGUAAGCAUGCAGAGAUGAGAACAUGGCGCCAAUUUUCGUUAGUGUUUAUUGUUUAUGCCGCGCGCGUGGCUCGCCCUUUGCACGCUCCGGUCUCAUCGCCUCGUGGUUGCCUCCACUCCUAAUAAGGUUGGAAACGUUUCAAAAAGGAAGAAACAGAUCAAUAAUCGUUAGCACCAAGCCAACUUGAAGAAUGUGACUCCAACCAAUCAUUUCACUUCGUUUUACCAAUUAAAUGUGUGGACUAUUUAGGUUUACUGACUAGAGUUGAGUCGUACUAAAUUAUCAAAAUGCGAUAUAUCGGUUAAGUUUGAGAAGCGUUUAGCAAGACUUUGAUUUUUUUAAAAACAAAUUGCAUUCCUGUAGUGUUACAUUCUUGAUAAUCGCGUGGCCUGAAUAAGUUAAUUGAAUUCCGAGAUAAUUGACGAGUUGCCAGAGCGCAUUCGUUGCAAAAAGAUAUUUUCCUUGUAAAAUGUGUCAUUUGAAUAA